Eruca vesicaria subsp. sativa (arugula) is the source of this 2055-nucleotide messenger RNA. NCBI's taxonomy places the organism in Eukaryota, Viridiplantae, Streptophyta, Magnoliopsida, Brassicales, Brassicaceae. The record is from the annotation of a GenBank genome assembly.
CAAAAAUUGAGGAGAUAAAAUUAAGAGAGAAAAGGUCUCGCUCAAUGGCUGGAUGGUCGAUGGUAGCAGACGAAGACGAUGCCGUCGAUUUCUGCAAAACAUCGAAGAAUCUCGAAUCUAAUAACUCUCCUGAAGCCGUCAAUAUCAACGAUCUCGUCUCCUUGUUCCAACGCUUACUCGAAUCUUUCCUCGUCGUGUUUUGUCCCGCGGAUGGUUUCCGACCUCUUCCUCCGAUGACCGGGGACGGGAGAGUCGUAGAUUUGUUCAGCCUUUUCCUCAAUGUUAGUCACAGAGGCGGGUUUAAUGCCGUCGUUUCGUGGGAGGAAGUAGCUCAGGAGUGUGGAUUAGGGUUUAAUAACUCUGCUACUGUGAAAUUGAUCUAUGUUAAGUAUCUUGAUGCGUUUGCUCGUUGGUUGAACAGAGUUGGUAAUGAUGAUGAUGUUGAUACUAGCAGCGUUGAGUUGUGUGGAGUCUCGGAUGAUUUGAUGAGUAGGCUUAAAGAUUUUCUUUGUGAGGUUAAGAGGAAGUAUGGGGUGAGGAAUGGUACUGCUUUGAGGGAGUUAGGAGCAGAACUUAAGUGGUUUGUAUCUAAAACGAAGAGAAGUUAUGAUGAUAAGAAGCUUAUGAGCCUUGGCUCUUUUUCGCCUGGGAAGAGAAAACGGGAGUGUCCUUUGGAGACGUUGAGAUGGUUAAGCGACGCUGCUAAGGAUCCAUCUGGUAUAUCUAUUGGUCGUGUGCCUGAUAGAUCAAAGUGGGAUUCUUAUGGAAGUGAAGAGCCGUGGAAACAGCUUCUUCUGUUUAGGGCAUCGAGAACAAACUCUGAUCCGGCUUGUCAAAAGAUUUGGCAGAAAAUCCAGAAGAUGCAUCCAUCUCUGUAUGAGGAUAGUGCUGGACCUAGUUACAAUCUCAGAGAGAGACUCAGAUUUGAUGGGAGUGAGUGUGGCUCGGCUUCAGAUGAGGAGGAUACACCAUGUGCUCGAGUUGGCUCAAAGUUUCAGGCUGAAGUACCUGAGUGGAUCGGCGUCAACAGUGAAAGCGAUUCAAAGUGGUUGGGCACUCGGGUCUGGCCACUGAGCAAAGAACAAAGCAACAGUAAUCUUCUCAUCGAAAGAGAUCCUAUUGGGAAAGGAAGACAAGAUCCUUGCGGCUGCCAAAACCCUGGUUCUGUUGAAUGUGUCAGAUUCCAUAUAAACACAAAACGGGAGAAACUAAAACUUGAACUUGGUUCAGCAUUCUACAUGUGGUGUUUCGAUAGUAUGGGUGAAGGUACUCUGCAGUAUUGGACAGACUUAGAACUGAAGAAAGUAAAGCUUUUGGCUUUUCCACCUACACUUAGCCCAUCUUUCUUCAAUGACCUCAAGAAGAUUCUUUCUUCAAAGAGCAGAGAAGAGAUUGUGGGCUACUAUUACAACGUGGCGCUUUUGCAGUAUAGAGCAAAUCAGAAUAGAAGGGCUCCUGAUGAGGUAGACAGUGAUACUGAUCAAUACUACAACCUUGCACCAGGGAAUGGAGAUCCAACCAUGGAAGCCAACACCUCUGAGAAACCUGUCCUGCUUACCCCUAAGAAAAAACGGCGUCGAUAACGAGGAGAUGUAGUAGCUAGCCUUUAUGAAUCACCCCUUUGGAGAUUUAAGUUGGAGCAGCCCCUUUUCUUUUGUUCUUUCCAUCUAUUUUUUGGAGGCAUCUAUGGCCAUUGAAACUGCUUAAAAACUCUUUAGGGGAAGGGUUCAUCAGUCAGCAGCCCCUUUUCUUUUGUUCUUUCCAUCUAUUUUUUGGAGGCAUCUAUGGCCAUUGAAACUGCUUAAAAACUCUUUAGGGGAAGGGUUCAUCAGUCAGUAACAUCGUCUCAGCAAAUUCUGGUUUUGUUUUUUUGAGGUACAUACUGCCAUCUCUCCAUUGUUUUGAAGAUGCUACAAGAGUAUUCCUUUUGUGGUUGGCAAAGGCUUUGUCAAAACUUGUUGACUACAGUGAAAUUUCGGAUUAGUUUGGUGAAUACAACAGAGACAAAGUGUAAUUGCUAUUUGUUUGUUUCAAAUGGAUAAACUAUGAACUCAG